CCAACUCUCAAGAAUCUCCCCCACUCUUCUCUAUUUCCCUCUUUACUUUCCCUCAUUUCUCUUUGCUCUUCCUAAGCCCCCUCCAUUCUCUAUACUCCUUAUCUUUUUUAUCUUCCAAACUACCAAUGUCUCCACUUAUGACCCUCUUAACUUUCACCAUCCUGUCAUUUCUUUUGAAUGAUGUUGCAGUGAUCAGCAGUGCUGGUGUUAGUGCUGCAGAUUCCGCGGUCCACGGAGAAAAGGAAACCCUCCGGUUGAGCAAACUGGAAUGGAAUUAUCACAGGAUCAGCAACAACCAUCCAAGUUUGUUGUCUCUGGAAACAAGGACAGAGAGAGGGGCAAUUAUUUUAGAAAUGCAGCACAGAGAUAACUUGUUAAAGCCUAUUCGUGACUGGAACCAAAGGCUUCAAAAGCACCUUAUUGAUGAUGAUAUCCGUGUUCGUUCAAUUCAGUCUCGAAUUAGAAAGAGGGUAACUGGUAAAUCACAAGUGGUUUCAGAAGCUGAGAUUCCCAUCACUUCUGGUGUCAAGCUUCAGACUUUAAAUUAUGUUGUUACAGUUAAUUUGGGUGGUGAAAACAUGACUCUGAUUGCGGACACGGGGAGUGACCUGACAUGGGUUCAAUGCCAGCCUUGCAAAUCAUGUUAUGAUCAACGAGAGCCUCUCUUCAACCCCUCUGUAUCUCAGUCAUAUCAGUCGGUUCCUUGUGGUUCCUCCAGCUGUAACUCCCUACAAUUUGCCACGGGAAAUUAUGGGAUAUGUGGAACCAAUCCUCCAACAUGUCAAUACGUUGUCAACUAUGGUGAUGGUUCAUACACUCGUGGAGAGCUUGCCCGUGACAGCCUCCUCCUUGGAAACACACCGGUUAAAGAUUUUGUAUUUGGCUGUGGACGGAACAAUAGAGGCCUGUUUGGAGGAGUUUCAGGUCUUAUGGGUCUUGGAAGGAGUGAUCUUUCAUUGGUUUCUCAAACUUCUGGUACAUUUGGAGGACAGUUUUCCUACUGUCUGCCUGUAACACAUGCUCAGGCGUCGGGCUCACUAACUCUAGGCGGGGAUACUUCAGUUUACAGGAAUUCUACACCGAUUACUUACACUAAUAUGGUUCAAAACCCGCAGCUCUCAACUUUCUAUCUAUUAAAUCUUACUGGAACUACUAUAGGCGGGGUAGCUUUACAGUCUCCAGCUUUUGGUCAAGGUAACAUACUGAUUGAUUCAGGGACAGUGAUUACGAGACUCCCUCCAUCGAUUUAUAGUGCUGUGAAGGCUGAGUUUCUCAAGCAAUUCACAGGGUAUCCUCAGGCGCCAAGAUUCUCAAUAUUAGACACUUGCUUUAACCUUUCUGGAUAUGACGAAGUUAACAUUCCUACGAUGACUAUGAAUUUUGAAGGCAAUGCUGAGUUAUCUGUGGAUGUGCAAGGGAUUUUCUAUUUUGUAAAGACGGAUGGAUCUCAAGUCUGUUUGGCCCUCGCAAGCCUCAUGUAUGAAGAUGAGAUUGGGAUUAUAGGAAAUUACCAGCAAAAGAACAAUAGGAUUAUAUACAACACUGCCGGGUCGACACUGGGUUUUGCAAAAGAAACUUGCAGUUUCAAUUAGUUCACAUAGAUAGUGACUGAAGGUGAAGAAGAGGGUUAGUCGUUGGGAAUACAUUUCUGCAAAGAAACACGACAAACUCCUUCGCUAUGGGGGAUAUUAUUAGGAGUCAAUUUUUAUUUUCGGGCACCAAAAUCUGAUCUGGGAUUACGCCAUAGAUUAGUAAAUUUAGUUUGUUAAUUUGAAGAAUGUUGUCUAAAUGUGUUGUACUCAUUCUGUCUGCAGAGUGUGUGUGAACUAAACUGUAUAUUCACAUGUUAAUAAUAUAUUUUAUUUAUCUAAAA
Molecule: messenger RNA, 1873 nt
Organism: Daucus carota subsp. sativus
Lineage: Eukaryota; Viridiplantae; Streptophyta; Magnoliopsida; Apiales; Apiaceae
Product: aspartyl protease family protein At5g10770
Exons: 2
Coding region: 126-1592 (488 amino acids)
Biological process (GO): proteolysis
Molecular function (GO): aspartic-type endopeptidase activity
Source: RefSeq, a predicted model, not a curated record